UUAUCAUCGUGAACGAAGGGACGCCUCUGCCGUUGGCUGGACUUCAAGCACGUUUAUGUAGUGUCCUUGUCAUGGAGUCUGGAGAAGAUAAUAAAAGGCGUCUGACACCCUCUUGACAAGUUUUACUUCUUUCAUAUUUCCCAAGAACACAAUACAACAAGAACGAACUCCUUCCAUUUAGCAGUUCCAGUACACGUUUCCACUUUUGCAUAUCCACUUCGUCUCCAUACAUACAAACAUCAUCUGUUUGCCACCAGCGAGAAUUUUAUUUCAAGAUGCCUGCUGCUAUCACUCCUCCCGCGGUCCCUAUGGCCAAAGAUCUUACUGUUCCAAGAACGAGCAUGAUGCAGACUCAGAAUAAAGAGAUGUUGAAUACCAAGCGGAAGAUCAUCUGUUUCUCAGAUUUUGACGGCACGAUCUUCAUGCAAGACACCGGCCACAUUCUCUUCGAUGCCCACGGCUGCGGCUCCAAACGCCGCGAAGUCCUCGACGAGCAAAUCAAAACCGGCGAGCGCUCGUUCCGCGAAGUCUCAGAAGAAAUGUGGGGAUCCCUCAACGUCCCCUUCGAAGACGGUUUCGAAGUCAUGGAGCAAACACUCGAAAUCGACCCCGACUUCCAGGAAUUCCACAAAUUCUGCAUCGCGAACAAGAUCCCAUUUAACGUUAUCAGCGCUGGUCUCAAGCCAAUCUUGAGGAAGGUGCUGGAUACGUUUUUGGGCGAGGAGGAGGCGAGUCAUAUUGAUAUCGUGGCGAACGAUGCGGAGAUCAAGGAGGAUGGAAGUCAAUGGAAGCCAGUCUGGCGCCAUGACACGGAGCUGGGACACGACAAGGCGCUUUCGAUCACGGAAGCGAGAGCCGCUGCUCACCUUGAGUGCGAGGAUGGCACGAUUCCGCUGAUUGUGUUCAUCGGUGAUGGCGUCUCUGAUCUUCCUGCUGCGCGACAGGCGGAUGUCCUGUUUGCGAGGAGGGGAUUGAGGCUCGAGGAGUAUUGUGUCGAGAAUAAGAUCCCGUAUAUUGCGUUUGAUACUUUUGCCGAUAUUCAGAGGGAGGUAAGCAAGAUUAUGGUGGAGGAUGAGAAGAAGACGGCUGGGAAGGGUAUGCCCGCCAGGUACAAUCCCAGAGCCAAUCUGUGGAGAAGGGUUUCCAGUCAGAACGCUGUUCCGAUGUAUGUCGCUGCCACGCCAUCAAAAGAGGAGAAGAUGUUCUUGUGGCCCAACGCUUUCUCGGAUUAUCAACCCAAGCAGAAGAUCACGGAAGGUGUUGCUGCUUAGACUUAAUUUUUACUUCCGAAUUGUCUUUUAUACCAACCUUUUUUCUUUAGUCACUACUUGUUAGGUUGGCAUUGCGGAGGCGUU
Molecule: messenger RNA, 1355 nt
Organism: Mollisia scopiformis
Lineage: Eukaryota; Fungi; Ascomycota; Leotiomycetes; Helotiales; Mollisiaceae
Exons: 3
Coding region: 276-1271 (331 amino acids)
Molecular function (GO): phosphatase activity
Source: RefSeq, a predicted model, not a curated record